ACAAACACACGUCCAUCAGCUAUUCAUGAAGCUUACAAAUUUCUGCUGAUGUUCUUUUUCCAAAAUAUUUUAGAAAUGUUAAAUAGUGACAGGAGGCAUCCAACAACAAAAAAGUACUUAUGAUGUCACUGUACCCAUUAAAGCCGAUAUAGGCAAAUAUUGGUUCCAAAUAUCAACAAGUAAAAAUGUAUUCAAAAAUGUCUAGUGUACUUUGAAACGAAUUAUGUAUAAAGAUUACUUAAAUGCAGUACAUACAUAAUUUGCCUCUGAUGAUUCUAUUACGCCUCACUUAUUCUAAUUGCAAUGCCCAAACUCGUCCGCAACGACCGCACACUAUGUUUUACUAGAUUACUAAUUGCUGACAUCAAUAUAUUUUAAUCGAAAGAUAAAUUGCCUCAAAGAAUGCAAUUUUGUAUUAGAUGUUGCUUUGAAGGAUUAUGAUUGGUUUCACUCUCACUCAACAGAUAUACAACCAUUUUUAAGUGAUUUCGAAUAUCUGAAAGAGUCUACUUAUGCCUUUGUGUCAUUGAUAUCUCAGAGAAACUUCUUCAUAACUUUAAUAACACGUUUUUUCCCUCAAUCUUCUAUAAGUACUAUAGAUACAGAUAAAAUAACACGCCUACUUCCUAAAUAAAAUUUACCCUGUGUUACAAUGUUUCCAAAUUUCCAUAUUGUAUUCAAAAUCAAAUAUUGUGUUUCAUGUUAUUGUUGUUAUAGUGGCAAUAUUGGCAAAACUGUCUGGUUGAUAGUAGUUAGUCGAUUAUAUCUACCUCCGGCUCCACUUCAGUUGUAUACGCGACUGUCGUGGGAAGGUUUUCUAACAAACGUAACUAAUUCUGAUAAUAAUGAUAUAUAAGAAUGAUGUCGAAUAACUUCAAGAAUUAUAACGUAGAAGCUUCACCUAGCAUUUAACAAAGUUGUUCGAGCUUAAUUUUUAAUAUUAUCAAUGGAAGCGAAGUAAACAUAAUAAAACAACUAAACAGUGAAAAAGUCAAAUUCUAUUAAUACUGAAAAAUACUUUGGCUACUUUCGAUAAGGUUGGGGUAGAAUUUUGGCAGAAUAUAUACAAAUAAAUACAAGUACACAUACUUAUAACUUCAUGGUCACUCUAUAGCAAUAACGCCUUGCGGUCAUUGGUAUGUGACUGGAUUUUCCACAGCUACUUAUAAAACAACACGCUGAGCCAAACAUACAUACCAAACUGAAUACAUAUUUAGUUCAUAUUAAUAUUAUAUAUGAAAAAAUUCGUAUAUUAACGGUAUGUUACAAUAUUUUCAUAUUUAGAUUUACCAAAUAACAAUAACGAAAAUGGUGCAACAGAAAUGAUCCAUAUAUUACACUCAUAUUUUCAUAAACAAUGUAAAAGUAUUUUAUUAAAUAAAAAUUCAGUGCGCAGUGGCAGCCAAAAAAGUAAAUAGAUUUGUACUAUGCACCUGCUCGAGUAGUAAAUUAUCUGUUUGACUUUUUCAUUAUGCCACGCGAAUUGAUACACAAAAGGCCAGUGUCACAGCAACAACUUCCACUUGACGGCGUUAGUGGUGAUAACCGAAGUGAACACACACUAUGUGGGGGCUCGCGCUCGCAUUCAUUAUACACCUUGUUAAAGACUAGCGAAUUCACAAAUAACAAACUAAUUGAUAAAGCAGAAUGGAGAACGUCAGAACUUUUUUCGCUGGACAAAAUAAAGACGGCACAUUGACAAACAAUCAGCGGAACGGUGGACUAAAUUUAUUUAAUGGACGCAUCGUGCCGACUGGCAUGAGCAGUGGUCUACAGGGCAACAUGAGCCCACACAUUGGAGGGCUGAAUGACAAAACACAUCACGAAGUGAAGCGAAAAGAUAACGACAGUUAUUUCUAUAUAAUGUGGCGCUCCUAAGUGAAAUCACGUGCCUCUAACUAUACUCCAGUGAAACAUUUUGUCUAAAGUUACCUGCAUUCGGCUUGUACAAUUUCGACGAUGCACAAAUUUGCAUAAAUAAAAUAAAUUUCAAUAUAAAUUUUAUACAUAUUGUGGACGCAUGCAGUUCUUUUGGACUGCAGAAAAUUGUAUAUGCUAGUGAUAUUAGUUUUAGCAAAUCUGCUUUCAUAUAUUAUACUUAAAAUAUUUUACAUAAUAUAACGGUAUUAACAGGGCAUAUCGAAGACUUGCGAUCGAAGAAAUUGAUAUAAAAAUUAUUAAUUCUAUAUGUAUUUUUUAUAAAACAAAAAUCAGCUAUACGCUGCUAUGGAUAUACUUACCUUACUAACCAUACUAUGUUGGCUAGUUCUGACACUUUUAUUCGGUCCCAUAUUGUUCUUUGUGUGCAUUUAUUUACCUGAGUUACCUGUUAGAUAUAUAAAACGCAUUCGAACAUCUUAAAUUAGACGAGUAUUUUUUAUUCAUAUAUACAUACACAUGUAUGUCAUUAUAUAUAACAACUUAAUCGUAAGCUUUCAGUAAAUUAAUUUUUUUAUUGGUAACUUAAUUAAAUUUAAUUCACAUUUCCUUUAAAAUAAAUGUUAAUGUUAAAUUUAAAUAC
This is a messenger RNA of Bactrocera oleae (olive fruit fly), 2521 nucleotides long. The record is from RefSeq and is a predicted model, not a curated record. NCBI's taxonomy places the organism in Eukaryota, Metazoa, Arthropoda, Insecta, Diptera, Tephritidae.